AUUCUCGGAGGAUGGGAGGAUUGCUUGGGAGGACCCCGGAGAUGACGAGCGGAGAAAGGAAUUCAUGUCGGGAGGCUCACGCCUGUCGUCGAAGAUCUAUCCACCACGAGAGAUCCCACGAGCACGAUUCAGCAAGAAGUCAUUCGUAGAGGAGGGUGACUUGUCAACGCUGUUGCGAACCAGAACAAUAGCGAUGUAUUGCCAAAUUUCCUUGCGUAAAAAGGACUAUGACUACGAACGAUCGGCGACAUACAGCAGUGCGAUCGCGAUUUUUGCGACAGGAUACGUCCGGUCCAGAAGAUUCCUUGACCGAUAUGCGCUGUACAAUUAUGAUAUGACGUAUUGUCGCAUCAAGCAUCCGUAUCUGGUCCCCAACAUUGCCUCCGCCAUUUCCCAUCAAGCGAAGAAUAUGGAAGAGACAGAUCGGUGA
This is a messenger RNA of Pogonomyrmex barbatus (red harvester ant), 430 nucleotides long. RefSeq lists its product as uncharacterized. Lineage: Eukaryota; Metazoa; Arthropoda; Insecta; Hymenoptera; Formicidae. The record is from RefSeq and is a predicted model, not a curated record.